Molecule: messenger RNA, 1873 nt
Organism: Rhincodon typus (whale shark)
Lineage: Eukaryota; Metazoa; Chordata; Chondrichthyes; Orectolobiformes; Rhincodontidae
Product: cyclic nucleotide-gated cation channel alpha-4-like
Exons: 5
Coding region: 1-1821 (606 amino acids)
Biological process (GO): monoatomic cation transmembrane transport
Cellular component (GO): intracellular cyclic nucleotide activated cation channel complex; plasma membrane
Molecular function (GO): intracellularly cAMP-activated cation channel activity; intracellularly cGMP-activated cation channel activity; protein-containing complex binding
Source: RefSeq, a predicted model, not a curated record
AUGCAGUGUGGGGUUCAACAGAGUCAGCAGCAGACAGUGUGCAGCAAGCACACAGCUCGCCUUGAGGAUACCCACAUCAGUACGAGUGAAGGACAGACAGGAGAGGAUGGUGAAACUGGACGGGUGAGGCCACGUUGGAUCCUGGACCCCAUGGGGGAUUGGUAUAUUCGAUGGCUCGCAGUGUCUACAAUCCCCGUCAUCUACAACUGGAUCAUUCUUGUUGGCAGGUGGAGCUUCACUGACCUUCAGUCCAACUACCUGUCUGUGUGGCUCUUUCUGGAUUACCUCUCAGACCUCAUCUACCUACUGAGUAUGGCAGUCAGGUUUAACACAGGAUAUCUGGAGCAGGGAAUCUUAGUGACAGACCGCUGGCAGAUUGCUGCAAGGUAUGCUCGGAGCCAUGGCUUCAAGUUGGACCUGCUGUCCUUGGUGCCCACAGAUCUCCUGUACGUUCAGUUUGGUGUUCACAGUCCAGCUAUCCGGCUCAAUCGGCUACUCACAGUCCGCUGUCUCCCGGAGUUCCUGCAGCGCCUGGAGACCCGUGUGUUCUAUCCCAACACCUACCGGGUGCUCCGUACCUCUGCCAUCCUGGUGGCCAGCAUCCACUGGAAUGCCUGUGCCUACUUUGCCCUGUCCAGGCACAUUGGCUUUGGGCAAGACCCUUGGGUAUAUCCCAACAUCUCGGACCCUGACAAUGCCCGCUUGAGGCGCCAGUACCUCUACAGUUUCUACUUCUCCACCCUGGUCCUGAGCACAAUAGGGAACAUCCCAAAGCCUGUACGGGAGGAGGAGUUCCUCUUUGUGAUGGUGGAUUUCCUCAUCGCUGUGCUGGUCUUUGCGAGCAUUGUGGGGAACAUGGAGUCGAUCAUCUCCAAGCUGGACAAGGCGGCUCACAGUGUUGUCCCCGAUCACCAGCUGAUCAGGGAUUACCUCCGCUCCCAACGGGUCAACACGAAGCUGCAGCGACGAGUGACCGAGUGGUCUCAGCACCUGCGCCUCUACAAGAAGGUAACCAACGAGAGACACAUCCUGCAGCUGCUCCCGGACAAGCUGCAGGCUGAGGUUGCAACCUGUGUCCACCUCCAGACGCUCAGGAAGGUCCAGCUUUUCCAGUCCUGUGAGCAGCGUGUGCUGUACCAGCUGGUGAUGAGACUGCAACCUCAAGUCUUCAGCCCUGGUGACUAUGUGUGUCGGAAAGGGGACAUAGGCAGGGCCAUGUACAUCGUACAGGAUGGGUGCCUGGCGGUGGUUGCUGACGAUGGACUGAGACAACUCGCUGUCCUUGAGGCUGGCAACUAUUUUGGAGAAAUCAGCAUCCUCAACAUUGCAGGGAGUAAAUCUGGAAACCGGAGAACUGCAAAUAUUCGGAGUGUUGGAUAUUCGGAUCUUUUUGCCCUGGGGAAGGAUGAUCUGACUGAGGUGCUGGUGGAUUUCCCAGAGGCUAAGGAGAUGCUGGAGGCAAAGGGCCAGGAGAUGCUGUUGAGGAUGGGGCUGUUGGAUGGAGUUGUUGCACCAAGUGAAGCGGAGAAGGGGAGAGCGGUGAGGAAUGUGGGGCCGCUGCAGAAUUCCUUUGACUUGUUACAAACCAGAAUGGCUCGCCUGAUGGCGGAAAUUGAAUCCAGUUUUCAAAAGAUCAACUUUCGGCUUGACCACCUUGAAGAUGUGCUGGGGGUUGAUGAAGACCCGGAAAGGAAAAGGAAUGUCGAGGAUCCCAGGUUGACCCAGGAUCAAAUUGAAGAAUCCAGGAUCAUUCCAGGAUCCAGAGCCAGACGAGACCCAACCAAGCUCACCCCGUGCAGCUCAAAGACUGAGCUGAAGUGAGUGGAUGUCGGAAAUCUGAAACAAAAACAGAAACUGCUGGAGAAACUCAGAA